ACACUGAAAAGAUAACUUUGUCACAAGGCCCGAUUAAUUCGUCAAUCGGGGUAAAAUAAUUUGUUUUGCGAUAUAACUGUGAAAUGACAAACUCAUGGAAGUAACAUAACAAAUUGAUCGAGCACUAUUACAAAGUUUCAACUGGUGUUGACAAAAACAAACUUGCGCAUGACUGAUUAAUUUGCGUGACGAAUCUUCGCAACCGUAAUUGACAAAUCCUCUUCGCAGUCAAUGUAGAAAUGACGAUUUAAAGUCGGCCAUAACGAAUUGUAUUACAAAUUAUUUGCUGAAAAACAAAUCAAUUUGUUGACGCAAAAUGCAUGACAAAUUUAGCUCCUGAAGACAGUUUGGGACACCCCGCACAUAAUCAGCGUCUUUCGAAUCACUCGCCGGUCGCCGUGAUUUAGCUGCGAGGCAAGGCUUGGGAAGAUCGAAAAAGGCAGUUACCUUCAGAGAGUCUAGAGCUACAUGUACUUAGUGCUAAUUUCUUCGAAACAAGAUCACAUGAAAUUCUCAAGAUCAACGCAUGAUGGAAGCAAAUAGGUUGAGGUUACUGGGUGACAGGGCUUGAAUGAAAAAAAUAUAGUGAACAGUCAAAGGUCCUUCCAAUUGUGCAAAAAAUCAAUUUGAAAAAAAAAGUACUUUGAGAUUUGUUUUAUAGACAAUACACCUCAUACUCGUGAAGCAUCACCAAGAAAAGAUGCGUUUUACAUGUAGUCGUUGCCUUUUUGACACACAAAGGUUUUUAACACUCAUCAAGCAUUAUAGACAUGGUCACAAUGAUCAACCUGUACAUUGCAACAUCAAUGGAUGUCAAAAACUGCUCAAUACAACAAGACAAUAUCUGAGACAUCUAAAAAGUAAACACAAUGAAUUUUGGACAAAUCAUUGUUCUAAAAGAACCAGAAACAUAGAGGCUGAUGAGGUUGAAGAAAAUAUGGAUAAUGGUGAUGAAAUUGUUGAAAAUGAAGAUGCUGCUAAUGAUGAUAUUGAGCAUGACGAAGUUGAUAGUGAUGAUGAUAUAGAAAUUGAUGUUCCUCAAUGUGUUAGUUCUUUUUUAUUAGGGUUAAGAGAGGAACAUAAAUCAAGUAGUUCGGCAUGUAGUUACACAGCAAAACGUGUUGCAGAUCAUUUCAGUGAUUAUCGAGAAGAUGUAUCUAAAAGGAUCAAUGUCAUUUUACAAAACAGUGGUGCUGAUAUGGAGAUGAUCAACAAUAUUGGUCAGGAUAUUUCACAUGUACUCAGUGAAUCCCAGUAUGAAAAGGCAUUUACUUUUAUGUCAUCGAAAGAUUGUCUUGAAACCUAUGUUGCAGAAAACCUAGAUUUUGUUCAACCCAUUGAAUAUGUGCUUGGACGGGAUGAAAAGGGAGAUGAUGAAACAAUACAAUAUGUACCAAUUCACAAAACAAUCCAGGCAUUGUUGAAGAAAGAGGAUGUUUUUGCAGAAAUUUACAAUGGACACUUAUCACAGGAUGAUGUUCUUCUAGACUAUUGUGAUGGAUCAAAUUGUAAAAAUAAUACAUUGUUAUCUAGGGACAUGUCACUGCAGUUGCAAUUUUAUUACGACGAGUUUUGUGUUGCCAAUCCAUUAGGCAAUAAGGUGAAGAAAAUGAAAAUUGGUGCUUUCUACUACAUCUUGGGAAAUAUUUCACCACAAUUCCGUUCCAGGUUAUAUGUGAUUCAAUUAGCUACUUUAUGCUUGGCAAGUCAUGUACAAAAGCAUGGUUUUCAUUCAAUCAUCGCACCCCUGAUACAUGAUUUGAAAAUCUUGGAAACAGAGGGCCUUUCAAUAUGGAAAGAUAAUAUACAGUAUACGUUGUAUGGAACAGUGUCAUUUAUCAGUGCUGAUAAUUUGGGAGCUCACAUGAUAGGAGGAUAUCAAACACAUUUCAACCAUGGUAGAGUAUGUAGAGAAUGCAAUGUUACAAAAAGAACACUGAAGGAUCACUUUAACUGCAAAAGUCUUGAUGAAAGAUCUAGGGCAACCUAUAACCAACAAGUACAACGUGUGCAGGAGAAUCGGUCUUUGGGAAUGGUAUAUGGCGUAUUGAAGGAUUCCCAGUUUAAUCAGUUGGAAUAUUUCCACGUAACAUCGGGGUUGCCAUUCGACAUUGCACAUGAUCUUUUUGAGGGUGUGAUACCAGAAGUGAUCAACUUAACAAUAAAGCAUUGUGUCCAGCAAGGAUACUUUUCCCUUCAGUUCUUCGAUAGUACUAUACAUUCAUUUAAUUAUGGUCAAGAAGAUGUGUGUAACAAACCCACUCGCAUGUCCACAGAUAUGGGAAGUUUCAGAGUAAAACAAACAGCUGCUCAGGCAUGGUGCCUGCUGCGUCUCCUCCCAGUUAUGAUUGGUUAUGCUGUACCAACCACUGAUACUAGAUGGCUGGUUUUGUUAUUGCUAUUGGAUGUGGUAGAAUAUUGUGUGGCCCCAAGAGUGAAUAAAGUCAUGACAGACUUCUUAGCAUAUCUUAUAGAAACAUUUCUUUCAACAUACUACAGUGAAUAUGAUGAUAUAACAAUGAAACCUAAAUUCCAUUUUGUGACACAUUACCCUGGCCAAAUGCUUAAAUUUGGACCACUAGUCCAUUGCUGGACCCUUAGAUUUGAGGGGAAGCACCAUUUCUUUAAGGAACUUGCAUGGCGGACAAAAAAUAGAAAGAAUAUACUAAAAACACUCGCUGAAAGACAUGAAUACUAUCAGACAUGGUGCAGGUCACGUUCAGAGGAUUUUUUAACCAGUGACACAAUUGAGCACACAGGUGGCGAGCUAGUCCCCAUCAGAUUGUUAUCAAAAGAAAUGCACCAGCUACUAUUGCCUCUCGAUAAGGAAGCUGAAUUUGUUUAUAAGGUGGAGAAAGUAUCUUCAAAUGGUACAUGGUACAAGUCUGGAUCUGCUGUUGUACUACAAAAAAGAGAUGAAAGCUACCAGUUUGGGGUAAUUGACACAAACUUUAUCAUUUCUGGAAUGGUGUUUGUUGCUUGUAAAACUCUUAUUACAACAGAGUACCUACAUCAUGUACACGCAUAUGCUGUUUCUGAUGAUGGUGGACAGCUAGUACUUGUGAGAGUUUCCGAUCUGGCUGAUUAUCAUCCUCUUUCAAUAUACACUACAGGAUAUUCCAAGUUGAUUGUAAUGCGCCAUCAUAUUUUGUAACUUGGGUCUUUGAAACAUAUCUUGGACCACUAGUCCAUGAAUGAAUCCUGUCAUACACUACAGCUACAAUGCCAUUAUUGAAAAUGACUAUUUUGAAUAUGUUCUGCAAAUAAAUGUCACAGAAUUACCGUGUUGUGUAUACAUGUCUAUAACACAAUAAAUCUCAAAUGUAUUUCAGGUAUUUGGUACUCUGUAAUGGGUUCAAGAAAGUUGUAUCCUUGCAUGGCCCUGUCACAGCUACAGAACUAUCUGAAGAAGCCAGAAAGGCUUUUCCAGACUUACAAGGAACUUUUCGGCUCCAAGUAUUUGAUGAAGACUUUGGAGAAUAUGUUGAUUUAGAGUUUGGGGAAGAAGUCAAGCAUAAAGCAAAGAUCCAAGUUCUGCAAGUUUUCGAAGUACAGAUUCCAGUUUCAUCCCAUAGUGAACUUCUGCAGAAUGGUGCAAAGGCCUCAGAAGAGCCAGCAAGAGAGUUUGUACCAGUGAGUGCUAGUGCUUCAAGAUCCAGUGAGACAGCAGAAAGUGGUGAUGCAAGUUCAGCAGAAGAUCACAAUCUUGAACGUAAAGGAAGCCAAGAUCAAGUGGCAGUCAGUAGAUCUGGAUGGUACACAAAAUACAAGCUACCUCAGUUUCCAGAAGAGCUUACUAACAUGUUGAAAUCUGGUGCUGUAAAGUCUCAUCAUGAAUCGGCAAUUCUUGAUAUCAUAUUUGAGUCAAUACGUCACCAUACACUGUAUCCAACUCCUCGUGAAUAUGCCGGAGUUGUGGAGCAGCUGGUUUCAAAGUUCCCAAAGAUAGCCAUGCUAGACAACACCAAUAACAAGGAACUGUGGUUAGCCAAACUCAAAUACAAAUUUCAGAACAAGCGGAAUAGGUCGGACGAUAUAAGGAAAUUGCUACAAGUUCAGAUGAGAAAAAGGAAGCAACCCAUGAAGAAACCAAGCAUGGAAUCGGCAGCAAAACAACCAGCUAAACCCAAAUUCCCACCAAUGUUUGGUCUACAAAAUUACCUACCUGAAAGACCCAAAUCAGAAGAUCCAUUAACCAUUAAGGCCCAUAUUGAGUGGCUAGCAGUUGAGAGCAAGAAAAAGCGUCCAGAUUUCAAGGAGGUCACACAACGCAUGGAUUUAACUUUUCCAGAUAGACGCCACGAAAUUGUGGAGGGUGGUGCAAGCUCUACAGUAAUCAAAGAGAAAUAUCCAUGGCUGUUUAUGCCAGAAGCUGAUGAGUUUCUUGCAGAGUUUCGCAGGAUUCAUGGUGAGGACCUAAUUACACUCUUCCACCAAGGACUACAAAGACUUGCAGAACCCCUUUCUGGACUCCACAAAGAGAGAUGCAAACGAGCCAAGAAAGAUGUGUCAGUUCCCGGAAGUAAAGAAGAAAUUGCCAUACAGAUCCUACCAACCUUCUUCAAGGAAGACCUAGGUGAUAUAUUCAUCUCAAGUGACAAGGUUGAAACGAAGCCCAUGUACGUACGUGUAUCCGGCGAUCAAGAGGAAUCCUAUGAGCUUGUUCUGGAGGAGCAUAGAGUCUGUGAAGUCCAGGAUAAAGUGCAUGCAUUGGCUUGUUACGUAGCUGGUUUUUACAUAUUCCAUUUGGCCUAUGAGCCAUCAGUCAUGAAAAUUCUGGAGUUUUGUCAACUCGGAAUUCUUCAGGUGAAAGAUGCAUGUCCUGUUGAUAAAUCUGUUAUCAACCUUCUCAACAAGUUGAAGAAGAAUGUGCCCUCCAAACAAGGGAAGUGACUGAAGUCCGGCAGAAUUCAUGGAACAGCUGUUUCUAAAGUCACACAGGCAUCUCCUUUAGGUUAAAAAUGUUACAAGUUUAAAGAUUGUAAGUAUGUAUUGAUGAAUUGUGAUUUUUUUUUAAAGAGAUUUGAGAAAGAAAGUUUAAAGUCACAUUCAGAGCACAGUAGAUGGAGAUGGCUCACACACUUGAUGAAGCAUAUUCUAUGGAAGCUUAAAAGUGCCACCGAGAUGUUGAGAUAAUUAUCUUGGGAAGUCGACAACAUGA
This is a messenger RNA of Lytechinus variegatus (green sea urchin), 5161 nucleotides long. RefSeq lists its product as uncharacterized. The record is from RefSeq and is a predicted model, not a curated record. NCBI's taxonomy places the organism in Eukaryota, Metazoa, Echinodermata, Echinoidea, Temnopleuroida, Toxopneustidae. The transcript has 9 exons. The coding region runs from base 3322 to 4893 and encodes 523 amino acids.